GUUUCCUGUUAAGGGGGGUCAGAGAUAGAUCCACACCCCUGGGUGUGGAACCAUAGAGUACAGAGAAGAGUACAGGCCAAGUUCCAAUCAACCCAACUGGUGGAUCUAGGUAGGUCCAGCCCAGGCUCCAGGCUAUGUCUCCCUGGCUGUGGGACAGCUAUUCCAUACUGAGUUGAGAGGGACCUGCCUGGCUGGGGACUACAGGAACAAACAUGGGGCUGGGACAAUCCAACAAGGCUUCCGUCACCGAUGACACAGAGGAGGUCAAUUUUGACCACUUCCAGAUCCUAAGGGCUAUCGGCAAAGGAAGUUUCGGGAAGGUGUGCAUUGUGCAGAAGAAGGACACAAAGAAAAUGUAUGCCAUGAAGUAUAUGAACAAACUGAAGUGUGUGGAACGGAACGAGGUCCGCAAUGUUUUCAAGGAGAUGCAGAUCAUGCGGAACCUCGAGCAUCCUUUCCUUGUCAACUUCUGGUACUCGUUCCAAGAUGAGGAGGACAUGUUCAUGGUAGUGGAUCUGUUGCUUGGAGGAGACCUGCGCUACCACCUCCAGCAGAACGUUCACUUCUCAGAGAGCACUGUCAAGCUGUACGUCUGUGAGAACGCCCUGGCGCUGGGCUACCUCCGCAGCAAACGCAUCAUCCACAGAGACAUCAAACCUGACAACAUUCUGUUGGACGAACACGGACAUUGUCACCUGACGGACUUCAACAUCGCUGCCAUCGUCAAAGACGAUCUAAGAGCCACGUCUAUCGCAGGGACCAAACCAUACAUGGCCCCCGAGCUGUUCCAGCCACACGAGGGAAUACACCCUGGCUACUCCUUCUCUGUGGACUGGUGGUCUCUGGGCGUCACUGCCUACGAGCUUCUUCGAGGACAGAGGCCGUACGUCAUGCGCUCCAGCACGCCGGCCAAUGAGAUCCUCCAGAUGUUCCACAAGGUCAACCCCAGCUACCCCAUAGCCUGGUCUGUGGAGAUGAAGACCAUGCUCAGAAAGUUGCUGUGUAUUGACGUGCACCAGCGUGUGUCCUGCCUGGCUGAGCUGCAGGAUCUAGACCUGCUGUCUGAUGUCAACUGGGACGCUGUGCUCAGCAAACAGCUGCCCCCUGGCUUCAUCCCCAACAGGCGGAGGCUCAACUGCGACCCCACCUUUGAGCUGGAGGAGAUGAUCCUGGAGUCCAAACCGCUGCACAAGAAAAAGAAAAGACUAGCCAGGAAGACCAGAGAACAGGGCUCCAAUGGGUCCCCCCAGAACGGUCAGCUCCAGCAGCGCCUGAACAAUGUGGAGAGGGACUUCAUCAUCUUCAACAGAGAAAGGUCAAAGAAGGCUGUGGCAGACACAGAGGUAGCAGACCUCACCACGACAGAGAAGAACAAGGCUAUUGAAGACGGACAGAACAACAACGUGGACCCGGCAGCCUACAUAUCAGGAUAGCGGACUAUGGCUUGAGCCGUAAGUCGCCACGCUAACCUGGCCACAGCUUGUAGAUCACUACUAACCAAUCGUCCACUUCCCCUCUCCCCUGGCCGGCGCAGGGCACUCAGAUUGAACUUUAACCCUGACACAUUCCCCCAACAGCCAGCUAUUAUGCCCAGACCCCAGACUUCAGGAGCUCACAUAGACUGCUACUUUACAGAGUAGCUGACCUAGACAGACAGACAGACCCUGGUUCUUUUCAAUUUUCCUAUGAUGGGAAACGUGCCUCUCAGUGGGCAGCCCUCCUCACACUCUACCCUGACCUGACCUGCCUGAUGCGCUAUGGUCCCCCAGAGCUCUCCUCCCUCCACCAAGUUAGCCAGGCCCAGGAAAUGACUUAACUACAAACCCAGCAGGGAGCAGAGCCAGACAGGAUACAGCCACUAUGCCUGUUAUGCUGAGGCUAGACUCAGGCCAGGCAGGAAAUGAAGCAUAAUGUUGACAAGUAGGAGACUACGUCUUUAGUGAAAACAGUGCUGACUUGCUUUUGGAAGAGAGAGGGGUUGUGAGUAGCGUGACACAAAAUGAAUUAGGAUUAGAGUAUGCGACAUGAGGCCUUUGUUUUCAAGACUCCAACCACAGAUUCCUCUUCGAAGACAAAGAGAGCCACUGUAGGCUUAAGCGCUAACUGCUGAACGUAAUAUGUCUCUGUGACAUUAGGCAUCAAUGUUGACCAAAUUGACUGGUGCUCGACUUGGAUAUUUUGUACAUAAAUCUUCAUUGAUGAAUAGAUAGGUAUUGUCUGUUCCGCGCACAAACAUGAUUUGCGUACGCUUCUCCAUUAGUCGUAGCAUUUAUGCACAGAGGUCAAAGAGGAGUAGAUGAAUCCUCAUUCUCUUCUGGUUUUUAGAGGGGUGCCAGUAGAGAAGAGUGGGGGAACUUGACCCAUUUGUUACAUUCAGUGUCAAGUCUGCCAAGGGAAACAUAGUAUUCUUUCCAAUAAAGAUAUCUACACAUAUGUCAGGAUGUUGUGAAUCGCUGCAAAUAAUCCAAAUUCAUGUCAAACUUUUGAAAACGUAUCUUGUUAUAAAAAAAAGUGGUCUCUUGGCACAACUUACCCCGGGGAAUGGGGGGGAAAGGACAGGUUCAGCAAGUUAAGCCGCCUACACAUUUCUGUGCUGAAUGAAAUAAUACCACUACCUUUUUAAAGACCAUGUCUAUCUUUAUUUCAAAAACACAAUCCAUCACAAUAACUUUUUUGUAUUUGAAUCAUUUUAAGGAUCUUUUAACACAGGUUUAACACCUAACAAAAACGUUGUACUUUUAACUUUUAACAUAGGCCAGGCCUUGUUGUUACCUCAUAUCCCAGUGAUAAUACCUUGCAUUAUGCCUUGGGGAAAAACACACUUCAAUUUGAUCGACUUACCCGAUGGCCAUUGGCUCAACUUACUCCAAGUCAAACAUUUUGACUAUAUUAUCCCACACAGCUUCAAGAAUGCACUUUCAUGCUUGGUUUAGGACAUCAUUAUUGAAGCUUAUGGAGACCCCAACUCAUGUAUAGAAACAUCUUUAAAUGAUCUACUUUGGUUUAUUUGUUCGUUUAUUUGGACAUAACUUGCUUACCACUUUUUUCCAUGUGGUUUCUUCCUUCACAGACUCCAUGAAACGAUGACUUCUUCCUAAAUAUUUGGCCAAAUGAUACAUUUUGUGCAUGGUUUCCUAGAAACAAGGGUGGCUCAACUUUCCCCACUCUCCCCCAUGUGCCUUCUAACUUGUAUAUAGCACAUACUGGGUUUCCCCGUGUAGAGAAUGACCAUCACACAGUCAGUUUGUUACACUGUAAAUCACCGUCCUCUAGUCUAAUACGUGUUUUGGAAAAUAGCUUUGCCAUUAUUUUGACCCGAUCUGAAAUACAAUUCAAAACUUAUCCAAGUCUUUUCCUGUCCUUAGUUAUCAGAUCUACUACUGGGACCUUUCUAACAACCCUUAUUGGUACAGAUAUUCAAACUAGCAUUAGGUUUUCCAGAAAUGUAUGUAAUUCAAUUGCACAAUGAAAGCAGAGUUGUGAAAGGAGUAUUGCAUUUUGUUUGUCAUUUGUUGUCUGUUGUUUUGUUGUUUUGUUGUCAAGCAGCUGGUGCCUUAAUUUCGUACGUUUCUUUGGGACAUCGACCUUUACCACUGCUUUGUGCUUUUUAUUACAUCGCCAGAUUAAUGUGGCCUUUCGUGGAUUUGGCAACAGUUGGAGGCAUUGGUUAAAAAGACCGACAAAACAUAGUUGUGAAAGAGAAAAGAGUUGUAUUAGGCUCCUCCUGUGCAAACUGCCUUGGCGUAUACCACAUAGGCACUUAGAGUAGAGCCUGUAUAUCUUUCAGUCCUAUUACCUGCAGCUGUGCCUCUCUAUAUGGUUUCUUAAAGGUCCAGUGCAGUCAAAAACACGAUUUCCCUGUGUUUUCUGUAUAUACUUCCACACUACGAGGUUGGAAUAAUACUGUGAAAUUGUGAUAAUUAUGAUACGUCCCUUUUAGUGUUAAGAGCGGUUUGAAAAGACCGCCUGAAAUGUCAUCCUUUUUUGGUGGGAUGGAGUUUUAGCCUUCCAUGGUGACAUCACCAUGUGGUAAAUUAGUUAAUAGACCAGUAAGAAAGAUUGUUCCCAAACCUCUCUGGCAAUAAUAGGUCAUUUUCAGUUUCCCCCUCUCCAUUCAGAACACUCCAAGACAGUCCUAGCUAUAAUUCUUGCAUGAGAAAUUGAACUAUUUGAAAUGAAAACAAUCACAGUAAGAUACUUAAUUGUUACCCAAAAAUCCUGUAGUUGUAGGCCUGUCUGGCUCUUCCUAGGGGGGAAGUCAAAAGCAUAUCAAUCACACUGCUGACUCUGAGUGGGAAUCACCAUCUCCUGGAACACCCUCCUGACAUCAGAGAGAGAGAGAGAGAGAGAGAGAGAGAGAGAGAAGUUUGAUACCUGCGUGCCCUCCAGAGAGAGAUGAUAGAAGGAGACUUUCUGUACAUAACCUGCAAAAAAAUUAGGGUUAGAGAAGCGGGUUCGAAUCCCGUUGCCGACGGGGGAGAAUCUGGCAGGCGUGAGCUGGUAACCGGAGGGUUGCUGUCAUCAAUAUUACAGGUGCCAUAUACUGCCAGCUCAACCCCCUAAAUCUGCUCAUUGGAUGCUGCCCUCUGCUCCAGCCUCUCCAACCUAAUGUGUGUUUGUGUGUAUCUCUGUGUGUGUAUAUUGAAGGGGUUGGGUUAAUGCAGAAGACACAUUUCCGUUAACUAAUAAAGUAUAUCUUAAAACAACGUGAUGAGUUAGCCAGAGAAAUACCUCAGAGGGUUGCUAGACCUGUUUUUGAUAAUGUGUGGUGUUGGUUUUCUGAUUAGCAGCAACAGGAGACUACAGGGAAUACUAUAUAAUUAAUGAUGGCAGAUAAAUAGACAAAUCCAUUACAAAUUGGUUUCAAACAAGCCUUUCCUCCAUCUCCAUGCUUCGUGUGUGGUUGAUUUUCUAUGAUAAACUACAAUGGAACACUGCCACCUAGUGUUUGUUAGUGGUAGUGCUCCUGUGUACUUAAAGGCCCAGUGCAGUCAAAAUGGGAUUAAUCUGUGUUUUAUAACACUAUGAGGUUGGAAUAAUACUGUGAAAUUGUGAAAAUUAUGAUAAUGCACUUUUAGUGUAAACGCUGUUUGAAAAGACUGCCUGAAAUGUCAGUCUGUUUUGGUGGGAUGGAGUUGUGGCCUUCCAUGGUGACAUCACCAUGCGGUAAAUGAGAAAGAGAGUUACAAACCUCCCUACCAAUAACAGCAAAUGUUCAGUUUUCCCCUCCCCAAACAGACCAAAUACAAUGUCUACAAAUAUCCUUUCACGUUUAUUUAUUUCUGUCUGUGCUAAUCCAGUAAUGUAUUUAAAAUAAAGUUGAGGAUUAAAAUGGA
Messenger RNA from Oncorhynchus nerka (sockeye salmon), 5336 nucleotides. It is a transcript of the gene stk32a, whose product is annotated as serine/threonine kinase 32A. The record is from RefSeq and is a predicted model, not a curated record. Gene Ontology annotation, molecular function: protein kinase activity; ATP binding. Bases 213 to 1433 code for a protein of 406 amino acids. NCBI's taxonomy places the organism in Eukaryota, Metazoa, Chordata, Actinopteri, Salmoniformes, Salmonidae. Gene Ontology annotation, biological process: protein phosphorylation. The transcript has 12 exons.